Ambispora leptoticha is the source of this 2544-nucleotide messenger RNA. The record is from the annotation of a GenBank genome assembly. Lineage: Eukaryota; Fungi; Glomeromycota; Glomeromycetes; Archaeosporales; Ambisporaceae.
AUGAAAAUAGUGGCGUUGAUUAGUGGUGGCAAGGACAGCUGCUUCAAUAUGCUCCAUUGUGUAGCUAACGGUCAUGAAAUUGUGGCGUUGGCAAAUCUGAAGCCGCCGGAUAAUAAAGACAAAGAUGAACUUGAUAGUUACCUCUAUCAAACAGUUGGUCAUGACGCAAUACAGUACUACGCCGAUUGUAUGAACUUGCCGCUUUAUCGUCGUGAAAUACUUGGCGCUCCUUUAAUAAUCGAUUCCGAUUAUUGUUCAAUUACGAGUGGAGAUGAGACUGAGGAUUUAUAUGAACUGUUGAAUGAUAUUAAAGAAAAACAUAACGAUAUCCAAGGUGUAUCAGUCGGUGCUAUCCUUUCGAAUUAUCAGCGAGUUCGAGUUGAAAAUGUAUGUAAUCGUCUUGGAUUGAUCUCGUUGGCGUAUUUAUGGCGAAGAGACCAAAAAGAACUGUUAAAAGAAAUGAUUGAAGCCAGGGUCGAUGCUAUUUUGAUAAAAGUUGCCGCUAUUGGGUUGAAACCGUUGCAUCUUGGAAAAUCUAUUAGUGAGAUGUAUCAGCAUUUAUGCUAUUUGAAUGAAAAAUAUGAUGUCCAUGUGUGCGGUGAAGGUGGUGAAUAUGAGACGUUUACAUUGAAUUGUCCUUUAUUCUCGAAAAGAAUUGUUGUAGAGGAGACCGAAACAAUCAUUCACUCAGAUGACGCAUACGCCCCUGUUGCGUAUCUUCGGCUGAAAAAAGUUUCUUUACAAGAGAAACAAGAGGAACAACAAUCACCUUCUGCGUCAUCAUUGGAAACUAUGCAUCAAAGCCCUUCAUCAUUGAAUAUAAUUGAAAAUCCAUCGUGGAAAAAAGAAAUUGGAAACAUGGUGGAUUUGCUGGAAAACUUUGCUUCUUCGAUAGAUAUCAAUCUUAAUAAUGACAACAAUAAUGAUAAAAUCGGAAUAUCGAAUCAUAUUGUGGAUUUUUCGAAGGAUGAAUCGUCGCCAAUUGUAGCAGACUACAAUUUUUGUACACACAAAAACGCACCAUACUACUCAAUAUCAGGGACAACAUAUUACGACGGUUCCGUGGUUUCCGAUGAUUCUAAUAGCGAUAAUAGAACUCAUGACAUGACAAUCGAGGAGGAAACUCGUCAUUGUAUGCUCAAAUUACAAGACCGAUUAUCCAAAAUGGGAUUAAAUUGGUCCGACGUUGUCUCCAUGAAUUUAUACAUCACGAAAAUGAGUGAUUUUUCACGCGUGAACUCGGUGUACAAGUCUUUUUUUGCGGUGAAUCCUCCUACUAGAGCAUGCGUUGGCGCUAAUUUGCGACCACCGGCGAACGUCCAAAUAGACCUAACAGCAAUAAAAUCCGCAAAUGCUACCUCUAGACAAGUGAUGCAUGUGCAAAGCCUUUCAUACUGGGCUCCAGCAAAUAUCGGGCCAUAUUCUCAAGCUAUAAUCACCCACAACCACGUAUAUAUAGCUGGACAAAUCGGUCUAAUUCCAUCAUCACUGGAACUUCCAUCCCUUAAUGAUUUCAAAGUAAAAACCACAAUAACCAAAAACGAACACAUUUCGUUGUUAACUUAUGAAAUUGGAUUGUCACUUCGAAAUCUUGAAAAGGUCAGUAGAGCACUCGACGAGGAUGUGAGACGAAAUACACUACUUUGUAUAUGUUAUGUUGACGACGAGGGUGCUUUUCCAUUGGUGGAAAAAGCUUGGAAAUUUUUUUGUGAUGGGGUUGAUCUCUGUCGUCGAAAGCGAGAAUUAGAAUAUACCGAAGAUGGCGAUGGUAAAGAGAGAGAGGAACAAAUUGUAAAGGAUGACAAAGAUGAAUUUAACAAUACAAACACAACAAAAAAUACAGCUCUUGUACUUUAUAUACAAGUUCCCUCACUACCACGCAAUGCAAAAGUUGAAUGGCAUGUGCUAUUACGAUCAUCAUCCUUUUCAGAUACUAAUCCAGAACAAGUAGAAAAACAUCAGUUUCAUAAUGACGAACAUGGAUCCAAAACCAACGAGCAAACUUUAUGGCAAAAUGUUUUGACCUAUAAUGACGAGGAAACGACAACAACAAUCUCAAUUGCUUCACGAUUUUCGAAACCUGUUUUAUCAAGUGUUUUUACUGUGAGAGUAUCUGGCAAUAAAAAAACGACUGCUGCUGCUACCAAUGAUUCGUCAGAUUAUAGAACCACCAUCCCCAUUUCAUCAGUAAUGAAAAACCUGGUAUCAUCUAUUUCCGAUGAAAUUCAUAAUCUUCAAAAUCACCAAACUGCUUGUCCCAGCCAGCCAUGGACAAAAGUUACUUCAAUUCGAGUCUUCUAUUCAGAAAAGCUGCUGAUUGCCGCUGGACAUGGCGUAGUAGUGAUUUUAGAAAGAGUUCUGAAAAGGGAACUAACCAACCAAAUCACCAAAGACAAAAGGCAAGAGAGCAUUUCCAAUCUGAACCCCAAUCCCAACCCUACUUCUGAAUUUCAUUUAGAUCCUGUGCCAGCAGUCACGUUAAUUCCAGUAAUGGGAAUAAUGAAUGAUUCUAUACUAGGUGUAAGCUUGCACGCUGUUUUUUGA